AGUAGUUGUUAAAUUGAGUUAAUUGUCGGUUAUACAAAAAUAUUCGGAAAAGUUUAAGCAUUUAAAGAAAAUUCUAAAUAAAAAUCAUUUUUAAACAAAAUGUUUCGUAGUUCGCUUACUUUUGAUAAAUUAUUAGAUAAAGCAACGAGUCAUUUGCAUCUUGAACCUGAUUGGGUAGCAAUACUCCAAAUAUGUGAUUUAAUACGUCAAGGAGACGUGCAACCAAAAGCAGCACUCGCAGCUAUAAAAAAGAAAAUGACAAAUGCAAAUCCACAUGUAGCUUUAUUUGCUCUAUUGGUUCUAGAAUCUUGUGUCAAAAAUUGUGGUACAUUGAUACAUGAUGAAAUUGGUACCAAACAAUAUAUGGAACAACUUAAAGAGUUAGUAAAAACAACAACACAUGAAAAUGUUAAACUUAAAACUUUAGAAUUGAUUCAAGCUUGGGCUCAUGCAUUUCGUAAUAGUCCUAAAUAUAGAGCAGUGCAAGAUACACUUAAUAUAAUGAAAGCUGAAGGACAUAAAUUUCCUACUUUGAAAGAAAGUGAUGCUAUGUUUAUUGCUGAUACUGCUCCAGCAUGGGCAGAUGGAGAUGUGUGUCAUCGUUGUCGAGUAUCAUUCGGAAUGGUACAAAGAAAACAUCAUUGUAGAGCAUGUGGUCAAGUAUUUUGUAGUCAGUGUUCAAGUAAAGUAUCUACACUGCCUAAGUUUGGAAUUGAAAAGGAAGUUAGAGUUUGUGAAGCAUGUUAUGAACAACUUAAUAAACCAUCUACAGCUCAAAUUAAAGAAGCAGAUUUACCUGCUGAAUAUCUUAACAGUUCUUUAGCUCAACAACAGCAAGUACCUCCUAGAAAAACAGCAGCUGAGUUGCAAGAAGAAGAAGAACUUAAUCUUGCUAUAGCUUUAAGUCAAAGUGAAGCAGAACAUCAAGAGAAAGAAAAAAAAAGAGGAAAUCGUGCAGCAAAAAUAAAUCCUCCUAAUACACGUGUUGUGAGAACAUCUUCACCACCGCCAUCACCUCAAGAAGAAGCAGAAGUUGAUCCAGAACUUGCUAAGUAUUUGAAUCGUAAACGUUGGGAACUGAGACAAAGUGCACUUGAAGAGCAUAGUUCCAGAGCAGAUGUUACAAGUCCUUCAGCUCCUAAUAUAAGUAGUCCAAUGCCACAAAAAGUUAUAAUCACAAAACAACAGAAUGGAGAAGUUGAUAAUCAAAUGGAAGAAUUUGUUAAUGCUUUACGUUCUCAAGUUGAAAUUUUUGUUAAUAGAAUGAAAAGUAAUUCAUCAAGAGGAAGAUCAAUUGCUAAUGAUAGUUCAGUACAAACUUUGUUUUUAAAUAUUACUGCUAUGCAUUCCAGAUUAUUGAGAUACAUUCAAGAACAAGAUGAUAGUAGAGUAUAUUAUGAAGGUCUUCAGGAUAAAUUAACACAAAUGAAAGAUGCUAGAGCUGCUUUAGAUGCUUUACGAGAAGAACAUAGAGAAAAAUUACGAAGACAAGCAGAAGAAGCUGAAAGACAAAGACAAAUGUUGAUGGCUCAAAAAUUGGCAAUUAUGAGAAAGAAAAAACAAGAAUAUUUGCAAUAUCAACGUCAGCUUGCUUUACAAAAAAUUCAAGAACAAGAAAGAGAAAUGCAAAUGAGACAAGAACAACAAAAGCAACAAUAUAUAAUGGGUGGUUAUCAAGCAGUUUCUGGUUUUAUUGGACCAUCUCAAGGUUCACCUGUUCGUCACGUUCAGUAUCAAACACCAGGAACUAACUAUAAUCCUAUGUCGCCAACUAAUCAAGGAUUUAUAUAUGGGCAACCUUCUAUGAAACAAUAUCCCAUGCAAAGUUAUAAUAUACCACCAAUGAAUUCUAUGCCACCUCAUGUAAUGGGACCAAUAACAAAUCAAGAACAACCAACUGAUCCUGUCCAGGGACAUGAGGCGAUGGGUCGAGUUUCUGUUUCUGGACCAGGAAUGAUGUCUCAAAUUACAAAUCCCAUACCGCAACUUCAGCAAACAGGUGGACAUCAAAUGGGACCUCCAUCGCAACAAGGUCCUCCACCAAGUCAUAUGACACAAACACAAUCAACAGCAGUGCAUAUGCCGCCACAUCAGGGUCCACAAAUUACACAGCCAGGACCACCAAAUCAAAUUCCUCAUACUAUACCUCAGGUACCACAAAGUCAUAUGGGUCCAUCACCUGCACAAAUGGGACCUGGAGCACACGGCCCUCCAGGACAAGUUGUAGGUCUGCAAAUGGGACCUCAACAAUCAUCUUCAAUGCCAGGUCCUCAAGGAUCUUCGAUGCAACCUCAUGUUUCAAAUACACCUAUUUCAUCCCAAGGAUCAGCAACAAUUCAAAUACCAUCUGGAACUACAACUGGAUCGAUUUUAACAUCGAAUCCACCAAUACAAGGUUCUCAGACACCUGGUGUACCAACUAUGCAAGGUAUAACUCAAGUUCCAGUAUCUCAAGGACAACAAUUACAAUAUCAACCACCAACUUCUCUACCAGCUGCAUCAAAUGAAUCUUCCCAAGUAAAAGAGGAUUCGAAACCGGAAACAGCAGAAUUAAUUUCUUUUGAUUGAAUGAAUAACUUGUGCAUACAAGUUAACUUAUAAUAAGAAAUGCAUUUAAGGUAAUCAUUUUGCAUACCAAUUUUAAUCUUAAUUUGGCAUUAAUUGUCUCAAUUUGAUGAUAAAAUUUUUCAAAUGUUGUUUAUAGAAUUAAAAAAAAUAUAAAUUUUAAAAUCACUAUUGAGAAAUCUAAAAUAGUGAUUUUCUGGAUUGCGUAAUAUUUUUAAUGAAUAAUAUUUUACAGUAUACGGAAUGAUAUUUACGAAAAUAAGAAAAUAUUUAUUUCAUUAUUGGUGUUUAUUUUAUG
Molecule: messenger RNA, 2863 nt
Organism: Apis laboriosa (Himalayan honeybee)
Lineage: Eukaryota; Metazoa; Arthropoda; Insecta; Hymenoptera; Apidae
Gene: Hrs
Product: hepatocyte growth factor-regulated tyrosine kinase substrate
Exons: 11
Coding region: 100-2568 (822 amino acids)
Molecular function (GO): ubiquitin binding; metal ion binding; phosphatidylinositol binding
Source: RefSeq, a predicted model, not a curated record